Molecule: messenger RNA, 1452 nt
Organism: Rodentolepis nana
Lineage: Eukaryota; Metazoa; Platyhelminthes; Cestoda; Cyclophyllidea; Hymenolepididae
Source: the annotation of a GenBank genome assembly
AUGGCGGAGAAAGUGGUCGAUGGAAAGUUCGCAGCACCAGAACUGAAUAAAUCCAUCCCCGAUGACGAAGACGAGGAGGUUCAACACUUCCGUGAAUUCCUCAACCAAAGUCGUCCCCGAGUAGACCGGGUCGACCGCACUGCUGCCUCGACAACGGCUGCCGCCGCACAACAACAGGAAAUGGAUAAUCAACCCUGCCUCAUGCAUCUGGACUCUGAGGUUGGGGAUCAGGAAUCUGAUGAGCAGUAUUCGCCGGGCACUCUUGAUAGUCAUCAUUCCUCACUUAAGCCAACCUCGCGAACUCUCCUCGAGAGAAAAGUUUCAACUCUGGAGGUGUUUGAUGAGGAACAAAGUAAUCGAGUCCAACUGGAUAACGCUUUCAUGCUUGUCUCAUGGAAUGGAAAUAAGUUCGCAUCUACCCCCCCCCCCUCUUCACCUUUUAGACUGAAACAGAUGUCCUACUCGCGGAAACUACUAGUGGAGGAGAGGACACUCUCUAAAUCAGCUUUCGGUCAUGUUAUACUUGCAAAAGCUUCCGAAUCGCCCCUCCGUGAGAGAUUAAGUCUCAUCAAUUCCGGUAAGGCACAAGGAAACAAUUCAGAGCCGCCUUACGUUGUCGUCAAAACUUUGAGUUACGAAGCGACCCCGGCUGCUGAGACAUCUUUUUUCCAGGAAGCUGAUCUUCUGAUUGAAUUGGAUCAUCCAAACAUUGUUAAAAUUAUUGGUAUCUGUGUUCCUCUCCAACCAUUCUCCUUAAUUUAUCAAUACAUGCGUGACGGUGACUUGAAUACUUUCCUACACCGAGCCCGUGAGUCAGCUAUCAGUCCUAGUACUUCGAAUAUAUCCUGUGAUCUUGCUGUGAGUACCACGGAUGACAAUGACGACGAACAUAUAGGCGAAAAGGAACCUGAUGAAAUACUUAGAUUUGGAAGUCUAACCAUUACCGAUCUUCUUCGCUUUGCUUUAGAUAUCUGUGAAGCUAUGGUCUACCUGGGUACUAGGCUCUAUGUGCAUCGGGAUUUAGCUACUCGAAACUGCUUAGUGAAUAGAGGAUGUGUUAAACUUGCAGAUUUUUCUAUGGCUCGGCGGUUGCCACACGGAACUGUUAAUGCAGACUUUGUGGACGUAGAUAGCGAGGCUCCGAUAGCAGUACGAUGGCAGCCUCUGGAAUCAAUACUUGAAGGACGUUUCAAUUUGGACACCGACGUCUGGUCAUUUGGAAUCUUUCUUUGGGAGAUAUUUUCUUUAGGACGCCUACCUUAUGGCAAUGUGGAUGUGUCCGGAGUGAUACGAGCUUUGACUGAAGAAAAUCGAUUACCACGAACGGCGAACUGUCCAAAGGUGGUCUAUAAUUUGAUGCGAAGCUGUUGGUCAUCAAUUCGUGAAAAUAGGCCAACUUUUCGUCAAAUUAGAGCAACCUUAUUUUCCAUCCUGCAACAAUUUGAAAAAUAA